CCCGCCCCCAGGAACGAGGCUGCGCGCGCCGCGGCAGGUGCGGGCGGGCAGGUGCGGCGCGACGGGCAACUGCGCCCUGCAGAGACAGCCUGUGGGCACAGCCUUCUUCUCCCUGCUGCUUCUGCCAUGGGCACGAGUGGAUGGCCCAUUCACCAUGAACUGUGACCCCCGCCCCGGCAUUCCUAGGUGGUCCUGUGUCCCUCGCUGAGGAUCUGACAGCCUGGUUGCUUCCUCAUAUCUGAUGUGCUUAAUCCUCAUGGAGCUACAUCCGUAACCAUGGUGACGCGGGUCGAAGUUGGCUCUAUUGCAUCCCUGAGGGCGGGGCCUGGCCUCGGUGACAUCGGCAGCGAGAAAGCCCUGAAGAGAACAUACUUUGGCCAGACUGGGGAUGCCCCUGGGGCCCCCUCUACUAGAGUCCUGAGUACAGAAAGCCCCCUACGGACCCACCUGUUCCCUCUGCCCCUUGCUCCCAAGCCUUUCCUUAAGGAGCAGGUCCUCGAGAAAAAGACUCCUGUCGCAUCUUUGUGGGCUGGUGCCACCCAGUCCUGUCCUUCAGCUGAGAUCAACAUGAGAGAGGCUAAAGAAGAUGUGGCUAAAAGGAUGCCGGGCUUAGCCGGACAGGAGGCAGGCAGAGGAGAGCCCCUGCCAAAUGGCCCGUCUGUAUCUAACAAGGCCACCUUCCUGAGGCCUGGCCCCAGCACUGUGGGCCUCUUGGAAACGAACAAACCUGGACCCAACCCGGGCAAAGGAACUAGUGAGGGGAGCCGGGAGGCCAGCUCCCGCAUAGCCCAGGCAUCUCCCUUAAGUGCCAGGCCUGAGGUGGCCACCAAGCCUGCCCUCCCAGCUCGAAAGCCCCCAGUGAUUCUGCCCCGACCCACCUCCCUGUCAAAGGAUGCUGGAUCUGACGUGUCCCAGAAGUUGGCAGGCCAAGCCCAACCUUUGCCAAAGGCCCACAGUGUGGAGGACCCUGCUGGCCGGGCUCCAGAGGCCAAGUCCCAUCCGAAGAGACGUCCCAUGUCAGCAGUGUUCAGCGAGUACCAGCCGCCCCCAAAGCCAGGUCCAAGUGGAGUGGCAGUCACAGGCAAGGUCCCCCCUGUUCCUCCGGAGAAGACGUGGGUGAGGAAACCCAGGCCUCUGUCUGUGGACCUGACUGCUGUGUUUGAGAGUAGAGAGAUGCUGCUGAGGAAGGUGCCUGGUGGGCAGAAUCCAGUAGAGAGCCAGGGCCCAGAGAAGGCCUGCGUGCAGCCCAAGGGCAAUGCAGAGGGCCCUGUCCGCAUGGAGGUCACCCCUCAGGACCCUGACUCAGACUUCCAGGAGGUGGCCAAGAUGCUCCAUGUGCGGAGGGAGAGGACAAUUCUUAAACAGACAGAUACAGACAGGUCUAGGAUUCCCCAGGAUGAGGAAAGGCCAGACCAACAGUCAGAGAAGGAGCUGGGGUCCCCUUUGCCCAGGCCAGGAAGAGGCCUGGGACUGGCUGAGGUCAAGGGUGGAGGGUCUGAGCAGGAGGCUCCUGCAGGGACAGAGAAGUCUGCAGGGACCAUCAGGAAGCGUUUCAGCCUGUUUGAGGAAGACACUGCUGUGGCCUUGGUGGUGGUGUCCGAGCCCUCUCCUAGUUCCCCUGCAUCCCCAUCCACAGUGCCAGAGUCGGAGAGAACUGGUGUGAAUGUUCAGGCUCGGAUCAAAGGCUGGACUGUGGAGAGCACAGGGGCGAAGCCGGAGGUCAGGAGAAGGACAUCUCAGGCGCGGCCGUUGUCUGUGGAUUUGACCAAACCGUUCUCACGAUCACCUUCCGGCAGUGAGGUCGGGUAUGAGAAAUGUGCUCUGCUGGGUGGCGAGCUCACUGGGGAGAGGAGAGAAAAGCGUACGGAAGGAUAUGGUUUGGAUGGAAUCCCCACCACAAAAAGUUCCUGGAAGUCUGGGGUUCCCCAGAAGACUAGGCAGACGGAACCCAAAGAUGCCUCUGGCCAGGACCCUGACAAGUAUCAGCGUAAAUACUCACCAGGAGAUCCAGGCCCUUCUGAAGUCAGUCCAGAAGAUGAUGGAAGCUUCCAGAAGGUGUGGGCCACGAUGUUUGAGCAUCAUGUAGAGAGACACACAGUGGUUGACCAGGCAGGCCAUUGUCUCUCACCUACAUCCCCUCAUGAUGUGGCUGACAUCCCAGAUCCCAAACCCAGGCCUGAGAAAGGCUAUUGGCUAGGAAGGGACCCUCCCGGAGUAAUGAACAAGAGAGACAGCUCUAGGUGGUCCAGCCAUGCUGACCCAGGGAUGCUGGGACAAGCUGUCCUUGUGGAUGUAGAGCCAAUACAGUAUCCCACAUCUGUCCCUGAGACACAGGCCAUGGGAGAAGGGCACAGCAGUCAUACUGUCCUGACACAUCAGGAAAGUUCCCCUGUGUCCCAGAGGAUCCAGCCCAAGUAUGACAUUGUGCAUGCCACAGGGGAGCGAGCUCACAGUGAAGCAGUCUCCAGGGUGCCCGAGGAGAAGGCGGUGACACUACGCAGUGGCAGAUCCCGGCUCUCACUGCAGGGUCGGCAGCUGUCCCAGGAGGUCAGCCCUGCUCACCUGGAAUGUGCUCUGCAGGCUCAUGGAGGUGCUGGCCAGAGGGCAAGUUCAUUAUGGGCAGCUCGGGGUCAGGAGGCCAAACAGCCACAGGAUGGACUUGGGGGCAGUUUCCCACCCUCCAAAUGGACAGGAGGGGUCGUGACAAGCUGGCAGAGCGCCUCUGUGGUCGGCAGAGAUCUCGAUGGACCCAAAAUAGGUCCAUCUUGGGAUAGCUCUUCAAAUCCUCCAUCCAGGGCCACCGCUGAACCCCGUGACUCCCUAGUACAGGAAAGACUGAACUCCUUGUCUCUGCAGAAAGGUCCCCUUGAAGUAGCCAGUGAGGAUAACCCAAGGCUGGCCCAGCCUGAAGUCAGAAUGCGUAGAUCCAACCCUUCAGAACCAAGGAUGGACAGGUGGAGGCGGCGGACUCUGCCACACGAUGUGAAGUUUGAUGCGUUCAGCCUCCUCACGCCAGAGAACACUUCCAAAGAGCAACAGAGACCUGCAGAUGAUGUGACCUCCUCAACCUGUGCCUUAAAGAGACCUCCAUUGUCCCACCACCAGGCACAAACUCGGGAACUGACGCCAGGAGCCUCACAAAGUAGGACUUGCCCCGUGGAGAAGCCUGGACUGUCUGCUGAACCCAGUGCGACUUUCUUUGCGGUGACUUACCAGAUUCCCGAUAUUCAAAAGGCCAAGAGUGUUGUUAAACCAGGGCCUGAAAAUGUGUCGGAACCUCCUAGAAGGACGACUCCCCCUCUGUCACCUCGCUCUUUUACGUCUACUUUGGCUUCUCCUAGCCAUGAAGAGCCACGGGCUCCUGCCAGCAGUAAGGGCUGGGCCAAGGGCAGAGAACAUGAAGAAGGAAAGGGUCUUCCAAAACACGCGAAGGCCACAGAGCAGCCAUCAUCUGCUGGGGACAGGAUUCUGGAUCCUUCCAGGGACAGAGUUAUUGAUGUGGAUGCUCUGGGGAUUCAUCGAGGGUCAGAGGAUGAAACUGUGAAGGACAGCAGGACCAGGGCAUCUUCAGGCGUGGGUGCCCCACAAAUCUCCCCGGUCCUGAGGCGCCCCAAAAGUCUCCUGGUCAGAAGGAGGACAGAGGUGAUCAGCGAGACAUUCCCAGGGAAGGUGAGAGAUGGCUACAGGUCUGGCGUCCUCGACAUUGAUGCUCUGAUGGCCGAGUAUAAAGAGCAAUCAAGCAGAAACCUCAGCAAGGCUCAGGAGCAGAGGGGCAGUUCUCCAGCCGAGCCCAGUGGCUCCCCUCAGGAGAGGUCAGGUUGGCCCAAGGAGGUGGAAUGGAGACGGAGGAGCCUGAAUGAAGCUCCCUGGUCAGACAGUGUUGGAAAAAAAGCGGGGACCUCUGUGAAAACUCCCCAGUCCCCUGGCCCAAGCAAGCAGCCAGCAGAGCCCCUAGGGGCAGCCAUGACCACCAAGUCUGGCCUGCCACUGUGGGCACCACCACACUCAGCUUCUGGGGAAAACUGUUCCUCACUCUCCCCUGUUCCUGCUGGUUCCAGGAAAAAAUCCCCAGGCAUUGCUGAGUUGGAAAGCAAGCCCUCCCCCAGUGAGCACCUGGAGGCAAAGAAUAGGCAAGGCCCAGCCAAGUCCCAGGAACCAGACAGCGAGGACAGAAUCUCCCCCAGGACACCUCCCUCUGACCAGAAGAAAGGGACGCCAAAGAAGUUCACGAGUCAGGGAGCGGAGGGUGAUGGAGUGCGGUGGGGAACCCCCCCACGUGACUAUACGUCACCAGCCUCACCACUGGACAUCAAGAGGGCCUGCUCAGAGAAGGGCCCACCAGCCAGGGUCCGGGAGGGCCUGUCGGUCAUGCAGGACGCCAGGCAGCGGAGAGGGAAGCCGAGUCUCCCUGCUGAGACACCCAAGGUCACAACGGGACCCUGCCAGAAGGAGGCAAGGAAGCCAGACGGUCCUAAGAUGCCUCCGCAGAACCUGGAGCAGGACGGCCAGCAGCCUGUCCGGCAGGUGUCCCCCGCUGCCUCUGUCCCCAGGCGAAGUCACAGCUUUUGCAAGGACAAGAAGAGUGGACCCUUUGUGAACCAGCUGAAGCAGUGCUUCUCCAGGAGAGCACCUGAAACCAAGGAUACUGACACCCUUGUUCACGAAGCCGACAGCCAGUAUGGAACCUGGGCAGAUCAACACCAGAAUGGAGGCAGUUUUGGCCCCGAGUCCCCGUCGUCCCCGGACAGCAGUGCUGCAUCUGCGGGGAAGCAGCCACCCAGCAGCCACUUGUCCUCGUACACGGAGUCCACAUCAGUGGAGCAGCAUGACAGCUCCAGGGACCGGCGCAGCUCCAGCGUGGACCGCUCCAGUUCUGAGCUGGAAUCCACAGAUGGCCCAGAGGGGCCACCCCCACCAGACGCUUGCCCAGCAGAAAGAGAGGACGAUUUUUCCUUCAUCCAUCAAACUUCAGUCCUCGACUCAAGUGCCCUAAAGACCCGGGUGCAGCUGAGUAAGCGAAGCCGGCGCCGGGCUCCCAUCUCCCACUCCCUCCGGCGCAGUCAGUUCAGUGAGUCAGAGAGCCGGUCUCCUUGGUCGCCUUUGGAAGAGGAGUCACACAGCACGUGGAUGUUCAAGGACUCAACAGAAGAGAAGUCACCCAGGAGGGAUGAGUCGGAUGAGGAGCCGCCCAAGGUGGAGAGGACCCCUGUCAGCCAUUCCCAGAGGAUGCCCAUGUUCCCACGCAUGGACCCAGCUGUGCUGAAGGCUCAGCUGCACAAGAGACCAGAAGUGGACAGUCCUGGCGAGUCCCUCAGCUGGGCGCCCCAGCCCAAGACCUCUAGGUCACCCUUCCAGCCUGGGGUGCUGGGCAGUCGGGUGUUGCCUUCCAGCACAGAGAAAGAUGAGAGGUCAGAGGAGUCCUCGCCCCAGUGGUUAAAGGAUCUUAAAUCCAAGAAAAGGCAGAGCCUGUAUGACAAUCAAGCUUGACCA
This is a messenger RNA of Alexandromys fortis (reed vole), 5490 nucleotides long. RefSeq names its product KIAA1671 ortholog. NCBI's taxonomy places the organism in Eukaryota, Metazoa, Chordata, Mammalia, Rodentia, Cricetidae. The record is from RefSeq and is a predicted model, not a curated record. Bases 277 to 5487 code for a protein of 1736 amino acids. The transcript has 12 exons.